This is a messenger RNA of Eucalyptus grandis, 1749 nucleotides long. Its product is annotated as probable protein phosphatase 2C 12. The coding region runs from base 805 to 1335 and encodes 176 amino acids. The transcript is spliced from 3 exons. The record is from RefSeq and is a predicted model, not a curated record. NCBI's taxonomy places the organism in Eukaryota, Viridiplantae, Streptophyta, Magnoliopsida, Myrtales, Myrtaceae.
GACGCCGCUGCUCUGCCUUCGCCGUGACUUGAAGUGGCGCCCGAAGCCGUGCCCCAAAGCCUGCGAUGCCGCAGCUCUGCCUUGUCUUUUCUUUUAAUCUUCGAAAUAGAAACAUUGCUUAGAGUCUUAUGUUUUUCGUGGUGUUUGUCUGACACUCGUUGUUGUUUUGUAGUUAGUUGGGCUUGAUGUUUUGGAAAUCUGAGUAGAACAUGUGAAAACAAAAUGUCUUUCAGUGACGUGCUUACUUGGUUGCACUUUACUGGAUAAGUGCAGAGAAGAAGCCCCCAUUUUGCUGUCUCUUUUGUUUCUUUAACCUGAUGGCCAAUAUAUGAUGUUUUCUUAUAAUUCUGAAAGUCUUUAGUCCUUAUGCCGUUGAGGUGUGCUCUUUUAGUAAGCUCAAUACAGGAGUAAUUCCAUCGGGGUUUAUGGACCCUGGUUUGGGAGUGAUGAUUACUUAUUUGCUGUAAUGAAUUGUGCUUUAAAUGUUUGAUUUUGGUUGAUAUAGUCCCCUUGAUGCAAUGUUCUAUCCCUAAUAGGUUCAUUUCUCAUAAGCUGUUUAAAGGAGAGCAAAACAUUCUUGAAUAUUUCUUCCCUCGUGAAUGCAGCUUUAACCUUAAGUACCUACCAACAUUGGUGGAAAGAGAUGUUCACUGAAAGACAUGGAAUAUGUGGCACGCCUGCUACAAGAGUAGUUUGCAUUCUCUUGUUCAUGCUCAGGAGGAGAGGAAGAGACAACCUAGACAAGGCUUAUAUGUUUGAAACGGGAAGCCUUCAGAUGCUCCAGUGAGGAGAUGUGGGUAUGAGAUGAAGACUCCAGUUAAAUGGGAAGAGGGAAGACGUAGGAAGGAGAUUAUAAGAAAAGAUGUGGACCACUUAGAUCUUAUGGAAGUCUUGACACAAAGUGCAAUGGCAUUGGAAGAAUUCAUAUGGCUAACCCUACUUAAUAGGAUAACAUUUAAUUUGUUUGUGGAAGCUUUACAUGAAAAAGGACUUCGAGAUGAUACAACAUGCAUUGUUAUUUAUAUAUUACCGCAAGAUAAACCAAUGGCUUCUUUGCCACCACCGAAGAAGCCAGGAAAAGGAGUAUUCAAGUCAAUGUUUCGUAAAAAGUCAUCCGAAUCAUCUUCUCAGAUUGAUCAAGAAUAUAUUGAGCCAGAUGUAGUGGAGGAGUUAUAUGAGGACGGAUCCGCAAUGCUCUCAGAAAGGCUAGAUACAAAAUACCCCCUAUGCAACAUGUUUAGGCUGUUCAUGUGUGCUAUAUGUCAAGUAGAGCUAAAGCCGGGAGAGGGCAUAUCCAUACAUGCCGGUUCAUCAAAUCCAGGAAAAGAGCGUUGAUAGUUUCUUGAAUAUCCAGUUUCUGACUUCAAAGCUGAGAGACGAAUGAUACCAGCCUCUUUGCAGGGUAUGUGGACGGAUGUCAUAAGUUUGGUUGUCCUAAUGAUAUGCCAGAGGUAAUUAACUUUUUUAUUUUGAAUUCAUUCCGCUGUACACCGUUUCUUCCAAUUGUAGAGCUAACAUUCAAGUUUACCCAAUCUCCACUGUAAUAUCAACGUAAAGGGUGCUUGAUGAGGGUUCAUACGCCCAAUCGGCUUCCUGAAUGAUUGUUGCUUUGUUCUUCCUUUUUGAAAAGUAGGGAAGUCAGUUUGUGGAAUAGAUAUGGGGAACUGAUGAUUCUCAGCAAGAGGCGCAUCUGUAUGUACUUUGUUGGAUAGUAACAUUUUUUCAUUGAAUAGAAAUCAGGUUGUUGAA